UAUAUAUAUAUAUAUAUAUAUAGAUAUAUAUGAAUAAAUGUAUAUUUUAACGUGAACAUUUUUGCUCCGAGGAGAAUUGUUGCUUGGGUCUGUACGGAGUCUGUGUGAGAAAAUUUGGGAUUUAAUCUUAUCCAGCUGCCUAAUCAAGUUGUAGCUGCGAAAAUUCUGAUAUCAAGGUUUUCAGCAACAAUGUCGAUAAUCGCGUUUACGUCUGGAACGAUCUGACCCGUAGAUUAGCGUUAGAAAAAUCAAAAUGGCGGCUUCAUGUACGCUCUCACACGUCACCAUUGGCUGAUAUCUUCGCGUAAAUAUGCAGAUAUAUCGCACUGAUACACAGAGAAACCAUUGAAACGUUCAAAACGCUGUCGAGUACUUGCGCGAUGUUAAAGAUUAUUCGUCAUAUCGUGUAUUCCGCAUUCUAACCUAUACGUCACCGCGGAGUGAAAGUGUCGGGACAAAGUGUCACAAAUCAGAAAAUUAUGUAAAAAUCUGGUGUAUUUGAUCGCGUUAUUCACACAAAUGUGCUACACGUCGUAUCUGUAAAAGAGUUCCAAUAAUAAUUUUUACGCGAAUGAGACUGAGUUCAAUGAGGAGCAACUAAUUUUGAUCGUAAAGCAUCACGUACAGAAAGAUAUGGGAUCAAACGAGGAGAAUAGACUUCCAAACGGCGAUAUCCAGGUGCAUAGAGAUGUGGAUUGGUCCAGGUACGGUUUGCGCGACCCGGAGGAGGCACAAAGGAACGCGAAAAGAGACGAUGAAGGCUACGAUGCAUUCGGCCCUGAGAUGUAUCAGGCUGGUACAAAUGAACUGUUUGCACAAGAAUAUAGUUCGGAUCCCUGGUGGAAAUCGAACUUUUUUAUCUCCCAACCCGUACUGUUUGGUACCUGGGACGGAGUCUUCACGUCCUGUCUUAUCAAUAUAUUCGGAGUGAUUGUAUUUUUGAGAUCCGGCUGGAUAGUCGGCCAAGCAGGCGUUUUAAACGCAGUAUUAAUAAUUUUAUGUACAGUAUGUAUUGCAUUAGUGACAGUAUUGUCAGCUGUAGGGAUAUGCGAACGAUGUAGAGUCGAAAGUGGUGGAGUUUAUUUCCUAUUAUCACAUGUACUAGGCUCCAGAUUCGGCGGCUCCAUUGGACUGCUUUAUUGUUUUGGGCAGGCGGUGGGUUGUGCUCUGAACGUUUUAGGUUUUGGAGAAUCGAUGGCCGGUCUUGUAGGUUUGGAGUCCACUUGGGCGCAACGUGGUUUCGCCUGUGCAGCAGUCAUAUUAUUGUCUGUAAUUAACGUGGCUGGUGUUAAGUGGGUCAUAAAAUUACAGUUUAUUCUCCUUUUGCUCUUGCUUCUCGCUGGAGUCGAUUUCUUUGUCGGAAGUUUUACCCACACCAACAUCGCCGCUGGUUUUGAAGGAUGGUUGUCUGGGAACCUGAAGAACAACACAUUUACCGAUUAUCAAGACGGAUACAGCUGGUUUACCGUGUUCGGUGUAUUUUUUCCGACAGUCACUGGUGUCUUAGCUGGAAUCAACAUGAGCGGGGAUUUGAAGCAUCCAUCCAGUGAUAUCCCCAAUGGUACUUUGGCGGCGUUAGGGACCGGAACAUUUUUAUAUCUCUGCUUCUCGCUUACGUUGGCGGCCACGUGUGUCAGGAGCGCUCUGCUCACAAAUUUCAUGAUAGCAUCGACAGUGUCAGCAAUCUCGGUGUUGUUGCUCGCUGGUCUCUACGUAUCGUCGUUCAGCAGCUGUCUGGGUGCUAUGUACGGUACACCCCGCGUUCUCCAAUCCAUCGCCAGCCAAAACGUUAUACCGGGAAUGAGCUGCUUGCAAAGAGGGAGAGGACCAAAUAAAGUACCUAUAUAUGCUAUGCUAGUCGUCGCUGUGGUAACGCUAACUUUCAUCAUCACCGGACAAAUUAACACACUCGCGCCAAUUGUGACGAUGCCUUUCCUGUUGACGUACGCGUGCCUGGAUUAUGCAUAUUUUGCCCUCGCGCAAACCUUCGAUAUCCGUCAUACGCGCGAGCAGAGAUUUCGCACUCAGUCGCCGACGUUCGAUCGCAACUAUGGCUCUGCCAGUAGGAACAAUUCCAUUACCGACACGGACAACGAUUUGGACAGCUUAUUCCCAGAAAGGAUAAGGCACAAGAACCUCACGAGAAAUAACAGUGUUUCUGAUAACAAUGUGUACGUGGAUUCGUCGCCAAGCAUCGAGGACAAUGCUAGUGUCGCCAGUGCGGAGCGAAAAGUUCACAUACACAAUAAACUGGGAAAUUGGUAUAGUCCUUUGUGCAAUAGAUGGUUCUCGUUACUGGGUUGCCUCGUAAAGCUGAUUAUAAUGUUUCUCGUGCAUUGGGGAUACGCUAUCGUCAAUAUCGUCGUCGUAUUCAUCGUCUGGAGCUACGUCGGUCACGCUAAUCCUGCUGUUAAGCCCGGAGUCUCGGCGGAAUUCCAGUUCUUCAAAUGGCUGCGGACCGCAUUGCUUCGUCUUAUGGGAAGAAAGGUUUACGAUUACGAGCAGAUCGUCGUGACACCGGUACAUCCGGGCGUCGAGACCUGCUCGGCUCAGUUGAACGAGGAGAACGAAGACUUCUCGGGCAGAAGAAGAUAUCACCAGACUGCCACUGUCACUGGUCAAUACGUCAACAUUGACUAGACUUCGUGAAAAGCGCGAUCUACACGAACAAAUUAGCGAACGUGUACUUUGUGAAAUAUCGUUUUCACUGGCGACAGGAAAUUACGAACACACACACUAACGCCUAGCAUCUAAUGCAACACUUCGAAGAGUGAUAAGCAGCUUGCAGCAAUCUUACUUCGUAGACAGCUACUGUUUUUAUCUCGUUUUGUAACAAUGUCAAUCGCACAAACAGCUAGUCCAAUUGAAUUUAACUUAACUCGUGCAAUGCAUUUCAAACGGAAUAAUAGCUUCUACCUUGCCGUUCCAUUCGCUUUCUGUACACACUUGGUGCGUUUGAAUUCAAACGGGCAUAUACAAUACCCGACGUAAUAGUUUUAACAUUUACUAGAUCUAGUGACUGUGAAAUUUUUCGAUCACACGCGAUGAAUUUACAUAUUCGGGCAUCACGACUGUUGAGUAUUCCGAAGAAGCGGCGACAUUGGCUACGUUCAGCAGAGAAAGUAGCUUUGAAACUGUUGUAAAAUUCGAGUUUGAUUGGUGUAUGAUUCUUAAUCUUGGCUGAAUCUAAGAACAUACAUCAAUCAGAUUCACGAAUUUUACAACAGUAGCAAAGCUGCUUUCUCUACUGAACGUAGCAUACGAACCUCGAGAUGGUUUUGACAGCGACAGUUUUCGGUGUAAAAGAACGAUUUUGUGCUCACUAGACUUAGUAAAUGUUAAAGGUAUUAUGCCAAGUACUAUACGCACGUUACCAUGAUUUUAAUCAAUUAUCUUCUUCUCUUCAUAUAAAUACUUAUUCGCGGAUAGAAAAUUGAUUAAAUAACAUAACGUUAUUUUUCUUCGGGCAAGAACCAUGAGAUUAUCGUGUUCUGAACACGAACAUCGACGAAUACCCGAGCGGGACAGCAAGGUUAGCAAAUAUUAACAGCGUAUGAAGCAGCAGAUUAAAUGUGAAACUGAUCGAUUAUGUGAAACGUACAAAGAACUGAUGUAACAGUAGUGCUAGAUUUUUAUAAACAUUUACUACCUGUUGUGAUCGCCGUGCAACUGAGAGAUGAUUCACUACCGCUAGUGAUUGAUCUCUACACGAUGUUACUCGGUUUGACACAACGUUGAACGAACAACUGAGAAAAAGUAUCCAUAUGCUUGAUGAAUUCUCACAUAUGGUGCGAGAUUAUUCUUUUAUAAUUGAACCAUUACAGGGUUGUAAAUAAUCAGAUGACAAUGACAACACACAGUCGUAUCGUACAUCCUAAUACUCUGUAAAUACCUCUGUAAAUACUCUGUCAUAAAUUGUUUUAAUUUAUGAUAGAAUUUUCCAAGAUCUUUCUCUUUGAAUUUUCUAAAGAAAAAAUGUCAGCAUGCGUUGUUUUUACAUUUUUACUGCUAACGGUGCAAGUAAAGAAUUCUGAAAUUCUAGGAAAAAGACGAUAAAAAUCGCUGAAUUGCGUAACAACCGUAUAACUAAACUUUGUGCCGCGUAAAAUAACGAAUGAGAGUUUAAAUUAAUUUCAAAAUUCAACUGAAGCUCCUGAAGAUCAACGUACGUAUCUCAAGCCGAGUUAAAAAUUUCAAUUUACACAAAUUACGUGUAUAGUAUGUUUCGUAACUGGCGCACGAGACAUUAAUUGUGGUCAUGUCACUUUAAUUAUGAAUAUCUUGCACUUGAAUACACAUACACACACACGCGCGCGCGCGCGCGAUACCAUUUUUAUUCGUCCCAAUCACUCUCGUUUUCUUCAAGAAAAUUUACUCUUGACGAAUUAAUAUAAACGUUGUUUAUAUUAAUAAAACUGUCGCUGAAUCUUCUAAACUAUUUUCCAGUUUACAGGCGAUAAAAUUGAUCCAAGUAUCCUUGAGUGUGAGAUUCUGAAGUGUCUCGUGCGUUAAUUGUGAAUCAUAUUGCGUUAUACUACAUCUCAUAAUUACGCAGUAGGUUUCCCGGUGCUGUUUACUUACGACUGUUUUAACUGUACAUUUCGCCGAUCGACUGACAUAAUGAUAAAGAAAGAAAGAGAGAGAAAAGGCUGUAAAUACGUAAAUGGAAAAGAGAAAUACAGACAGAUCAAAUCUCCCGAUUCAAGUAAUUUUAUUUCGUGAACCCGCGUUGUGCCUUCGCACAGCUGAAAUAUCGAAGGUACGACCCUUUAAACUUCACUUUACGUCGUAAAGUUAUUGUUCUCCGCGCGUAUCUCGUUUAAAACGUAAAUACCAUCCACUCGAGGCCGAACUUGAUCCUAUUGUAUUCUCAGCAUUCCGCAUUCCGAAAUUUUACAUACAACCGUGUUACGUGUUACUUUCACUUUCAAAAAUUU
Molecule: messenger RNA, 4937 nt
Organism: Dinoponera quadriceps
Lineage: Eukaryota; Metazoa; Arthropoda; Insecta; Hymenoptera; Formicidae
Product: solute carrier family 12 member 8
Exons: 10
Coding region: 634-2640 (668 amino acids)
Biological process (GO): chloride transmembrane transport; potassium ion homeostasis; potassium ion import across plasma membrane
Cellular component (GO): membrane
Molecular function (GO): potassium:chloride symporter activity
Source: RefSeq, a predicted model, not a curated record